Molecule: messenger RNA, 2269 nt
Organism: Lates calcarifer (barramundi perch)
Lineage: Eukaryota; Metazoa; Chordata; Actinopteri; Centropomidae
Exons: 3
Coding region: 47-1003 (318 amino acids)
Source: RefSeq, a predicted model, not a curated record
CUCUACCUCCGUAUCCCUCUCUCUCCUCUCUAUCACUCUCUCGCAGAUGCCACAUCACACCACACACUCUCCCUUUCUCUCCCUCUCUCUCUCCCUCUCUCUCUCCCUCUCUCUCGUCCGUCUGCUCUCUGCUCUCUCAUUCGCUCCGCCGGCUCGUUGCCGGCUGUCAGUUCAUUUGCCGUGGCAGAGCAACAACUGGCUUCUUUCAGCGCUCGGAGCAGAGGGGGGAAGGCGAAAGCAGCAGGAAGAGUGGAAGGAGAAAAAGUGGAGGAGAACGAGGAGAAGGAGAAAAGGAGGAGGAGGAGAUCUUUUGUUAAGCAUCCAUCCCUCCCCUCAUUCCUCCCUGGCGGCGGCAGCAUCAGCACCGCUGCCUCCUCCACCGCCGCUGCUGCUCCCACUGCUGGAUCCUCCGUCUCCUGCCGGGAUCUGCCUCCUCCUUCUCCUCAGGGAGCUCUUCCUGGAACUGGGAGGGGGAGGGAGAUCACCACCUCCCAGCUUGCCGCGGACCCUCUGCAAGGCAUCGGGAGAAGGGAAGGAAGGGAGGAAGGAAGGGGAGGGAAUUUUAGAAGAGGUGCGUCGGGAGAGCAGAGAAGAGGCAACACCCUGGGUUACAGAGCAGAGAGGAGAAGAAGAAAAGAGGAUCUCAUUACACCCAGAUAGGGCCAAGCAGGAGGAGCAUCAGCGGCAGGGAACUGGACGUCACCGCUGGAUGAGGACUUCCAGGAGACAGGGGCGGCGCUUACCGGGCCUUGACCCAGAGGAGCCAUUGAUGGAGCCUUGCCUCACGCUGCAGCGAGGCGUCUUCAAUCAAUGCGACUGCCCCACUUUCUCUAUAUGUGUAUGUGUCUGUUUGCCACUGGAGCCUGAAGGGAGGCUGCUGAUGGUGGCGGCGAUGGCCAUGGUGGUGAUGUUGGUGGUGAUGAUGAUGAUGCGAUGGCAGUGGCGCUGCUCACGUGAUUUCUGGCUUAGCUCCCCGUGUUUACUGAAAGACUCUCUUCGGUGACGGGUAUUCUUGGGUGGAUAAUACGGAUCACGUUGUUAUUGCUUAAGAAUACGCGUAGUCGAGGAGAGUCCUCUCUUCGCCCAACAUCAGCAACACCCACAGCCCCCGACACCCACCCACCCACCUCACCUCACCCCGACUACCCACCCACCCACCCACGGAGGACUGUCAGGUUGGACGAAGCCACACCUCCUCUUUCCACCCUUCCAAAAAGAAAAAAAACAAAACAAAAAAACCCCACCUCUUCUUUGAUCUGUACUGCAUUGCGAUGUAUUUUUGUUUUCCUGCCCACUUCCUGUCUGCUGAGCCAUGGUUUGAGGUCGAGAGUGUCCUCACGUUUGUCCCACUGUGCAUCUGUUAGUCUGUCUCUGUCUCCAUGGCGUUGGACAACGUAGUGUGUUUGUUUUGUGUAUGUGUGCGUGCGUGUGUCGGACAUGUUGCUUCGAGAUCGUCCGGUCUCAGAGAAAAACUGGCACAUUGUCUUGUCUGACAGCAACUUCUUAUUAUGUAACUCUAUCUGCAUGAACAGUGUCUGUUCCCGUGAUGUAAGGACAGCAUGUUAGCUUGCUCACUAACACUAACAUGUAUAUUUACAUUAGGAGGGUCAGGCCUGAUUAUUGAUUUGGAGAUAUAUGGGGUCAAUACUGGCUUAAACCCUUUAAUAAGCUGAGGCCUGAAUAUGUGCUGGGAGUCAACCUUGGCUAUAACAUUAGUUAGAAAGCUGCACAGUCUUUUUCUGUGUACACCACAGACUAAUACAUAGACAUACAAAACAAUGCAGAAUACUCACUUUUAGUACUAUAGGUAUAGGAUUUGAAACCUUGCGGCUGUGUUUUCAUUUCAUUUCUAAACUGACUAGUAUGACCAGGUUAACCUACUAUGGGGUCCUAGGCUAAUAACAAGCAAAUGGGCCCCCAUUAAAACCCCUUUCCAUCCUCCCUCUGUAAAUUGUGCAGUGAUAGCUGGCUGCAGGUUUGUUAGGUGCUAAUUUCAUUAGUCACAAAUAAUUAAUGCACAUGCAACAUGUAAAUGCAAAACUAAAACGAUGAAAAUUUUGACAGGGCCGCAGGAUUAGGGUUAGAGUUAGGGUUAACAAAUCAGGACCCAACUUUAGGCUAUUCUCAUGUUAGCUGAUAUUGUACUGAUAUAUAUAUAUAUAUAUAUACAUACAUACAGUACUUUAGGUUAAAAAAAGAAAGAAAAAGAAAAAUCAAAACAAAACAACAAAGAUAAAAAUAAAUAAACAAUAAUAAUAAUAAUAAAAAA